AUGCCACCGCCAGGCCAUCUCUCAUCCCACCGGCAGCCACCAGCGCCUCCGCGCGCACGGAGCCGUGGAGCGACACUGGCACCCGUCCUGUCCGCGGCAUGCCGAGCACGAUCAGCGCAGGCCGAGCCGGAAGCACCCCGCCCCGCCGCAACGCUUGCUUGGUGCCAGGGCUCCCCGCGCCAACGAACAUCACCCUCCUCGACUCGCAGUAUCGUCUUCACGCAAGAGUUCCCAACGGUCUUCGGCCGGCCAAGUGCCAGGGCUGACGGAACCAAGCCGAGCGCUUCGGACCUCUCCGGCACCGUCCGCGAGUUCCGGAUCGGGGACGUCGCGGACGACAUGACGCCGACCCGCGGCCCCGUGCUGCUCGCUCGGACGCACGACGACAUGCUCAGGGGCGACCGCGCGAAGCAGCUCCUCGAGGCCUGCUUGACGGACAGGGAGACGUUCAUGGCGAAAGUGUUCAGCGUCAACAAGGGCGGUGUACUGGCAUCCGUGGCGGGCCUGACGCUGUUCGUGCCGAACUCGCACCUCAUACGCGAUGCCGACACCGAGGUCAGGAAGCAGUUCCGGAAGGGCACCGAGAUCGAGCUGACGCUGAUGCGCGUGGACGAGCCCGAGGACUUCCGGCACGGGCAGGCGAAGAUCCUGGCGUCGAUGACCCUCGCGCGACAGGCCCACGCGUACAAGCGCAUCUGCGUCGGUGCGCUUGUGUCGGGCAAGGUGCGGCGCAUCGAGCCCUUUGGCGCGUACGUCGGAAUCGACGGCACCUCGAUCAGCGGCCUGCUGCACGUCAGCAACCUCAGCGGGCGCUACGUCGAGGCCAUCAGCGACGUGCUCUCAGUUGGCGAGCCAGUCAAGGCAAUCGUCAUGGGCAUGGAGGAGGGCUACAGGCAGAUCUCGCUGUCGACGGCGGAGCUCGAGGACUACCCGGGGCAGAUCCAGGAGGAGAAGGCGACGGUGAUGGCUGCCGCGGAGAGGCGGGCGGAGGAGUUCAGGGAACGGUUCGACCAGUGGAUGGAGGAGGAGGGGACGGAGCGGGAGGACGGUUCCUGGAUGUACGAGAGCAGCGAGGACGACGUCGGUGCGUGA
Molecule: messenger RNA, 1092 nt
Organism: Pedinophyceae sp. YPF-701
Lineage: Eukaryota; Viridiplantae; Chlorophyta; Pedinophyceae
Source: the annotation of a GenBank genome assembly